Camellia sinensis is the source of this 495-nucleotide messenger RNA. The record is from RefSeq and is a predicted model, not a curated record. NCBI's taxonomy places the organism in Eukaryota, Viridiplantae, Streptophyta, Magnoliopsida, Ericales, Theaceae.
AUGGCGGAGCAGAUGGGGGAAAUUCUGUCAGUUCAACCUACGGUCAAGAAGGGAGAAACCGAGGUGAAAGAUGUUCUCAGUUUUUCAAGCUGGCAUCUUGAACACAUUCAGACGCCGCACAAUGAUGUGUUGCUGGUCAUGUUCCGCGUCGGGGACAUUGACGUUAGGCACAUUCCGAUCGACCAAGGCAGCUCGGUUGAAAUCAUGUAUUAUGGCGCCUUUAAACAGCUCAAGCUCGAAGAGAAAGAUUUGACCUCGGCCAUAUCACCCCUGGUCGGCUUCAACUCGCAACCGGAGUGGCCAGUAGGAAAGGUCAUUCUGCCGAUCAAAGCGGGAUCUGUCAUCAAACAAGUGGAAUUUUGGGUAUUGAAGGUGCCCUCCACGUAUAACCUGAUCCUAGGCAAAAGAUGGCUUCAUGCCAUGCAGGCGGUGGCUUCGACCUACCACAAAGUCAUGAGAUUUCCCUCUGCUGCCGGAGUGAGUGAAGAAGUUUAG